Messenger RNA from Penicillium salamii, 618 nucleotides. Lineage: Eukaryota; Fungi; Ascomycota; Eurotiomycetes; Eurotiales; Aspergillaceae. The record is from the annotation of a GenBank genome assembly.
AUGGCGUCAAGGAAGAAGGUCCUCCUCAAGGUUAUCAUUCUCGGUGACAGUGGUGUUGGAAAAACCAGUUUGAUGAACCAAUAUGUCAAUAAAAAGUUCAGUGGAAGCUACAAGGCUACUAUUGGAGCCGAUUUCCUUACCAAGGAGGUACUCGUUGACGACCGACUGGUGACCAUGCAGAUCUGGGAUACUGCCGGCCAAGAGCGAUUCCAGUCAUUGGGAGUUGCCUUCUACCGGGGAGCUGAUUGCUGUGUCCUUGUCUACGAUGUGAACAACUCCAAGAGUUUCGAAGCCCUCGACAGCUGGCGGGAUGAAUUCUUGAUCCAAGCAAGCCCUCGGGAUCCCGAAAGCUUCCCAUUCGUGGUCAUCGGUAACAAGGUCGAUGUGGAGGAGAGCAAGCGUAUGAUCUCCUCAAAACGUGCCAUGACUUUCUGCCAGUCUAAGGGUAAUAUCCCUUACUUCGAGACCAGUGCCAAGGAGGCGGUCAACGUUGAGCAAGCAUUCGAAGUCAUUGCACGGAGUGCCCUUGCCCAGGAAGAAGCCGAAGAGUUCAGCGGUGAAUUCAGCGAUCCGAUCAACAUUCAUCUGGACAAUGACCGUGAUGGCUGCGCCUGUUGA